This is a messenger RNA of Pollicipes pollicipes, 1177 nucleotides long. Its product is annotated as G patch domain-containing protein 11. Gene Ontology annotation, molecular function: nucleic acid binding. Gene Ontology annotation, cellular component: kinetochore. Bases 112 to 888 code for a protein of 258 amino acids. The record is from RefSeq and is a predicted model, not a curated record. The transcript has 6 exons. NCBI's taxonomy places the organism in Eukaryota, Metazoa, Arthropoda, Thecostraca, Pollicipedomorpha, Pollicipedidae.
UUUCCGAGUUGUGGGCCUCAGCACGUCAAUUGUGUAUGUAAUUCGAAAGAAUAAGAUAUUAAUUACAAGAAGGCCUCAAAUAUUUCAGAUUGAGCAUCCUUCAGUGUUACAAUGAGUGAUGAAGAACCAGAUUAUAUGUCUGAAGAUUUCCUGAAAACCUGCACGUCAGUGGACGUGCGGCCGGGCCUCCAGUUUCGACGGGAGACCGAGCGGCGCCACCGGCUGGAGCGGCAGCGCGAGGAGCAGGCUGAGCGGCACCGUGUGCAGAACCGGCCCCGCCACCAGCUGGAGGCUGAGCACCGCGACCGCGCCCUGGAUCAGCCCAUCGACUCUAGCAACAAGGGCUUUGCGUUGCUUCAGAAAAUGGGAUACAAGCCAGGCAUGGCCAUUGGCAAGCAAGGCGACGGCCGGACGGAGCCGAUUCGACCCGAGGUCAAGCAGGGCCGUGGCGGCCUGGGUCGCGAGGCCGCCCUCCAGGCCGUGCAGCGGCGCAAGCAGGAGAUCCGCGCGCGCGCCGCCGAGCGCCGCGAGCGCGCCACCUCCGCCGCUGAGUUCCGGCGUCGGCUGGCCGACAAGAUGGCCGACCGUCACGUGACGGCCGACCUGAUGAAGAGCCAGCGCGUCUGCCAGCAGCUGGAUACCAAGAUAGGCGUGGACGCACCGGCCGAUGCCUGGUUCUGGCCACCGCCUCUCGCCGACGAAAACGCCGAGGAGGAGGCGGACGGGGAGGAGGAGGAGCCGCUCCCCUUCUCGCCGUCCGAGCAGCUGGAGAUGUUGACAGACUACCUGCGCCGCUCACACCUCUACUGCAUCUGGUGCGGCUGCGCCUACGACGACGGCGAUGAUCUCAAGGAGAACUGUCCCGGCAGCACGCGGGACGACCAUUAGCGAUCGCGGGGCGGACUGGUCCCGUGAUCACCACUGGUCAUCAGUGAACGGACUCUCCCUGCGUGGCUCGGGAUGAUCACGAGCGAUAAUCGAUGGACGGGCUGUCCUUGUGCCACCCUGGACGAUUUCUGCUGUUGGUCGCUGCGUGGAUCGCCCCAGCGGCACGCGAGAAUAUUACAGUGCUGCUGUGGUGCAGCGAUUUCGCGGUUAGGGCCCGAGCUGCAGCAAGAUGGUUGUUCUUUGAGAGCGUAUCUUGGUGCGUCGUGUAAUAAACAUGUAUUGUCAUGGA